CUUGCCCUAAGCCGUGUUAUGCAUGGAUUAUAUGUCUUAUCUAACUUUACACAUACUGUCGUGCUAUUUUAUAAACUUUGAUAUAUGUCUAGGAUUGUUUAGGAUUUAGCAGAAUAUUUUGAUAAAAAUGCCAUCUAACAGGGAUAAAAUGUUGUUAGGAGCAGCUGGAACAGUAGGAGCUGGUUUGUUAUCGUGGAGGACAUUUUUCCCAUGGAUAGCUUACGAUAUAGCAUUCUUAAAAAGGAGAAGAAGAACGGACAAAAUGCGAGAAAUAGAUAUAAGGAAUCGUCGUUAUUGUAUCAAUAUGUUCGAGGAAGCUGUAGCAAAACACCCCAAGAAAGCUUUUGUUAUAUUUGAGGACAGAGUAUAUAGCUAUGAGUUUAUGAAUGAGCAGGCUAACAAAGUGGCAAAUAUAGCAGCCAAAUGGGGACUGAAAGUUGGUGAAUGUGUUGCUAUAAUGAUUGAGAAUGAGCCGUCAUUUAUCUGGACAUUUCUUGGUUUGCAGAAACUAGGGAUAGCUGUAGCUUUUAUAAACUACAACAUAAAAGGACAACCAUUGGUUCAUACAAUACGUGCAUGUGAGGCUAAGGUUCUCAUAGUAGGAGCAGCUGACGAAAUAGUACAUUCUGUUGAAGAAGUUAAACAGGAUAUUGGAUAUAUUCCUAUCUUUAUUCAUGGACAUACUAGUUGCGAGUGGUUCCAAUCUUGGGAUGACCUGAUGCAACAAGCGACCCAUGUUUCCAUUUAUCCAAGUGUUAGAGAGGAAAUGACACCAAAAACUCCAUGUUGCUACAUAUUUACAUCAGGAACUACCGGUUUACCAAAACCAGUGAUAAUUUCUCAGUUGCGAGGCAUUGCAAUGGGAAAGUUAUUUCAACUAUUCAAUCUGACACCGUCGGAUAUUAUCUACACAACCACACCAUUGUAUCACAGUGUCGGUGGAGGGCUGGGGAUAUUGAACACGUUGGACCAAGGUGCUACAAUGGUCCUGAAACGGAAAUUUUCAGCUCAUCAGUAUUUUGAAGAUGUCAGGAAACACAACGUUACUGUCAUUCAAUAUAUAGGAGAACUAUGUCGAUACCUCCUGUCCGUACCAGAGAGUAAAUUAGACGGUCACCACAAAGUGAGGGUGGCGUUUGGUAACGGACUGCGAGCAGAUAUUUGGGAGCGUUUUAAAAGAAGAUACAAUAUUCCUUACAUAUAUGAAUUCUUCGGAGCCACGGAGGGUAUUGGAUUUUUUGUAAAUGUAAACAAUAAGACUGGAGCAUGCGGUCGCUACUCUCCCAUUUUGCGAAUGAUGGACGCUCUAGAAAAGGUGUUUGUACAGGUAGACAUUGAUACAGGAGAGGUUGUAAGAGAUAAGAAUGGACAUUGUAUCCCAGUCAAACAUGGUGAGCCAGGACUUCUCCUCAGUGCGAUUCCUGCCAUGCUUAAUGACUUGCAGGUCUAUAAAGGAAGCCGAGAAAUCAAUGAGAAGAAAUUCUUGAGAAAUGUUCUGAAGGAAGGCGAUUGUUACUUUAAUGUUGGAGACAUUUUUUCGAUGGAUGACGACUACUUUCUUUAUUUCAAGGAUAGAUUUGGUGAUACUUUCAGAUGGAGAGGUGAAAAUGUGUCAACUUUGGAGGUAUCCAAUGUGUUAAAUAAGCUAGAUGUGAUACAUGAUGCUAAUGUGUAUGGUGUCGAAGUAACAGGUGCAGAAGGACGAGCAGGUAUGGCAGCCAUCCAUCUAGAAGAUAAUGUAACACUCAUGGAAAAUAUUCUACGAGACAUCUUCAACCUUGCAACAGAACAAUUGCCAAGUUAUGCCAGACCUUUAUUUCUGAGGUUUCCAAAAGAGCGAGCUAUUACGACUACACUAAAACAACAGAAAACGCAAUUGAGGAAAGAAGGUUUUCACCCUGAAGAUAUAGAUGACCCACUGUAUUACUAUGAUGAUCAAAAUAAAACAUAUUCUCGGUUAUCAGUUGAAACUUACAGUCAGUUUAUUACAAAAUCAAAGCUUUAGAUAUGCAGGCAAUGUUGGUGAUAAUUGAUAAUUUUAUUAAUAUAAUGAAAACACUAGAGAUAUUAUAUGUAAAACAGUUAUGUAUGUAAUCAGACUUGCAAUUAGCAACAUUUUCCACAGCAGUGCUAAGAUUUGUUACACAAAAUAGACCAAGUCUCUGCAGCAAACGCUUUCAAUAAACUAACAUUCUAAGGCUACAGGAAGAUUUUGAUCCAGUAUAUCCAAAGAACAGUAAUUGUUGAGCAGUAGUUCUAAAAAAAUAAACAAAAUAAAAAUGUCACUGACGUUGAAA
Molecule: messenger RNA, 2297 nt
Organism: Ruditapes philippinarum (Manila clam)
Lineage: Eukaryota; Metazoa; Mollusca; Bivalvia; Venerida; Veneridae
Product: long-chain fatty acid transport protein 2-like
Exons: 11
Coding region: 128-2005 (625 amino acids)
Molecular function (GO): long-chain fatty acid transmembrane transporter activity; long-chain fatty acid-CoA ligase activity
Source: RefSeq, a predicted model, not a curated record